Molecule: messenger RNA, 1679 nt
Organism: Candidula unifasciata
Lineage: Eukaryota; Metazoa; Mollusca; Gastropoda; Stylommatophora; Geomitridae
Source: the annotation of a GenBank genome assembly
AUGGUUUGUACAAUGCUACAGACUUCAAGCCUGCCUGUAUUCAGAUAUAUGUCCUGCCCACGCCAUUUGAUCUUGGACAGGAGGACUGUCUGUACUUGAACGUGUUCACACCGAUUGGUUCCGACACAACUCUCGCAGAUUUAAAGAAGGUUUUUGUAUUUUUCCAUGGAGGUGCAAACAUACAGGGAUUCCCUAGUGGUUAUCUGCCAGGGACACUGGUGACAGAACAGGAUAUCAUCGUUGUCACUGUCGCCUACCGUCUGGGCUACCUUGGGGUCUUGAGUACCAUGACCCCAAGCUGUCAAGGCAAUCUGAACCUCAAAGAUCAGUUGAUGUCUUUGGCUUGGGUUAAAAAGCACAUCCAAGACUUCGGAGGAGACCCAGCUGCAGUCACUAUUGGAGGCCAGUCCGCGGGCGGAUUCGAUUCCUCUUUCUUGGCCCUGCUACCCCAAUCUCGAGAUUUAUUUACCAGAGUUUAUUGCGCGAGUGGAGCUACAGGAUCUAAAAACACACUCUUGAUCACAAACCCGAGACCUGAUGCAAUCAAAAUCAGCCGGAAAUUGGGUUGUCUCAGAGUUGAACAGCCAGACCCUGUUGCAGAUUCCGAAUUCGAGAAAUUAGUGGACUGUCUGAAAAAAGUGCCCGCUGAAAAUUUCGCCAUCAAUGAAACAACUGAUAUUCCUACUCUGCAGUCAACUUUAUCUAACGAUCUGUUCCCUAAAAAAAUGGAAGAACUGCUCUCUGAUGAGAACUACCUGAAAUCUGUCAACUUCUUUGACAGGGAUUAUCUUGUCAGUGUCACUGACAAUGAAGGCUACGUUUAUAACCUUCUCUAUAAUUACAUUCUAUCUGUGUUGCCAGCAGAAAUGGCCAGGCUUUUAACACCUCAAGUUAUUUUAUUUCAAACAAUUCAAUCGUUUAUAGUACCAGCGUUUGGACCAGUCAGUCAGCAAGUGAUACAGAAGGUGGCUGAGUACUACGGGAACAACUUUCACAUGGAUCCGCUUGCAGAUUUUGUUAGUGAUGCCAUGUUCAACAUCCAGUCCUUACAAUUCGUGACUGCUGUUGCUGGUGGCCGUUCUUCACAAGACAGUCGAGUACAUUUCUUUCAAUUCGCCUAUUCACCAGAAUAUGUCCUUGACCCUUCUAACGGGUUUCCACAUGCCUUUGACCUCGUCUACUUAUUUGACCUCGACAUGGAGUUUGUGAUUAAGUUAGUACCGGCGAAGGUGGACGGCAGCAAAUGGAACAAGAAUGAUGACUUGCUCAGGCAGAAGUUCAUAAAACUAGUUGCUGAUUUUAUCAAAACAGGGAACCCAGCCAAAUCUCUGACCUCUGAGCUGCCCUCAGGCUGGCCUGGGUUUGACCAGAAACAGCAGCAGUACUUGGAGUUUGGGCUCAACUUGACAGUCAAGCAAUAUCUUAUCAAAGAGAGAGUACAGUUGUGGUCAGAGCAGAUCCCCAAGUGGAUCCAGGAGUUCCCUGUAAAUCCUAGAGUACAAUUAGCUUCAAGUAUAUCAAGUACUACUACUUUAAGUAUUACAAAUACUACUACUUCAAGUACUACAAGUACUACUACUUCAAGUAGUUCUAUUCGAAACAACUGUUACCUUAAACUAACAGUGGCUGUCUCACUAGGAGUUCAGAUAAUGAUUGUUUUGAACAGAUUUAGUGAGUAG